This is a messenger RNA of Argiope bruennichi, 1206 nucleotides long. RefSeq lists its product as uncharacterized. The record is from RefSeq and is a predicted model, not a curated record. Lineage: Eukaryota; Metazoa; Arthropoda; Arachnida; Araneae; Araneidae. The coding region runs from base 1 to 1206 and encodes 401 amino acids. The transcript has a single exon.
AUGGGUUUUUCAGACACUUCGCCACGUUUACCAAUCACCGAAGAUACUCGAUUCUUAAUCUUACACACACCAAAGACAUUUAAUAAAGUUUCACCUUUCAUAGUUCAAAGAUUGAUUUCUUCAUUUAUUGGUGAUGUCAAAUCUACUAAAAAACUACCGUCCGGGGAUCUCCUUAUUGAGACCUCAUCAAAAACACAGAUUGCUGCGAUGCAGAAAUUAACACAACUUGGAGACUUCCCUGUAGAGGUAACUCCUCACAGAACACUGAAUUUUUCUCGAGGAGUCAUCUCCGAUUUAGAUCUUUUUGACUGUUCGGAGAAUGAACUCAUUCAGGAAUUGCAUUCCCAAAAAGUUUGUGCAGCUCAUCGCAUAAAAAUUAAACGCAAUGGUUCAUUCAUUCCAACAAAACAUGUCAUUCUAACUUUCAGUAGCCCGGAACUUCCAAAAUUUAUACGUGCUGGCUAUAUACAAUCCAAAGUUAAACCAUAUAUACCAAAUCCUCUGCGUUGUUUUAAAUGUCAGAGAUUCGGACAUUCGCAGGGAACUUGUCGUGGCAGCCGUCGAUGUGCCAAAUGUUCAGUUGAUGAUCAUGAAACUUCAGUUUGUAGCACACAGACCUUCAAAUGUUUAAACUGCUCUGGGUCCCAUCCUGCGUAUUCCCGUGACUGUCCUAAAUGGAAAACGGAAAAGGAAAUUCAAAGUCUGAAAGUUAGAAGAAAUAUUUCAUACGCAGAAGCGAAAAAAUUGGUUUUAGACAGAACACCCAAACCUGGCCUUACUUAUAGUGCCGCCAUAAGUUCAACAUUGAAAUGUACUAGUUCUCAGACCGACUUUUCAGAUAUUAAUGCAUUGAAAACCUGCUCCUGUAAGCAUUCAGCUCUUGAAUCAGUAAAGAGCAAUAACGUACAAAAAACUGAAAACAAUCGAAAUUCAGCCUCUACUACUAAAAAAUCUUCUCAACCCGUUUCUCAAUCUAAAGAUUCAGAAUUUUCUUUAACUCGUUUCGCUAAGAAGAAACGAAAGAAAACAAAAUCUCCUCCAAGUGCCAAAACAUCUGACAAUGAAGUCCCUCCUAAACCUCCAGAUCCUUCUGAUAUACCAAUUACUUCAGACUCUAUCUUAGCAAUUUGUCCAUCUACAUCUGAUAUAUCUGAUGUAGAAAUGGAUAAUUUUCCUAAUAAAUCGCCUCCAGGCGGCCAUGCGUAA